This is a messenger RNA of Photinus pyralis (common eastern firefly), 1235 nucleotides long. Its product is annotated as congested-like trachea protein. NCBI's taxonomy places the organism in Eukaryota, Metazoa, Arthropoda, Insecta, Coleoptera, Lampyridae. Bases 274 to 1158 code for a protein of 294 amino acids. Gene Ontology annotation, cellular component: mitochondrial envelope. The record is from RefSeq and is a predicted model, not a curated record. The transcript has 5 exons. Gene Ontology annotation, biological process: mitochondrial transport; carnitine transmembrane transport. Gene Ontology annotation, molecular function: O-acyl-L-carnitine transmembrane transporter activity.
AUUUAAAUUUAGAAAGCAGUAUUGUCAAUGUCGACAUUCCAUAAAUUGAUUUUAAUGAGCGUAAUCGUAACUGAGCAAUGUUUAGGGCCAGUCAGUAGAUAACUUGUUGUUUAAUACUCGGGAGGCGCGAAGGCAUUCAUUAGACCUCUUGGAUUUUGUGCAUUUUGAAUUUUGGGAACCGUGGCAACACUGGUUUUAUAACAGAUUUUAGACUAGACGAUAGUUGUGAAACCAUUUUUUUAUUUACAAAAUCCUUAAGUUUUUACCGAUACAAUGGCUGACAUGAAUCCUUUGGAAUAUUUUUUUUGUGGUGGUUUCGGUGGAGUUUGUACCGUAGUCGUUGGCCAUCCGCUAGACACUAUCAAGGUUCGAUUGCAAACGAUGCCCAUUCCGGCAGCUGGCCAGAGCCCUUUGUACUCGGGGACAUGGGAUUGCAUGAAGAAAACUGUCAAGUUAGAGGGAGUUAGAGGUUUAUACAAGGGAAUGGGUGCACCAUUAGCCGGUGUCGCUCCCAUUUUCGCCAUUUCUUUCAUGGGUUACGGCGUGGGAAAACAAAUUUUUGGUUCCAAGGAUGCCACUCACCUAUUUCUAGCCGGUGCCUUUUCUGGUAUAUUUACGACGAGUAUUAUGGCUCCCGGUGAACGAAUCAAGUGCCUUUUGCAGAUCCAACAGGGUGCUAGUUCUAAUGCAAAGUUGUAUAAUGGUCCUAUCGACUGUGCUAUUAAAUUGUAUAAGCAGGGCGGAAUUAGAAGUAUUUAUCUCGGCUCGCUAGCCACACUUAUGCGAGAUGUGCCAGCAAGCGGACUGUAUUUUCUGACUUACGAGAAAAUUAAACAAUAUUUAACUGCCAAUGGGACAAAGGACAUUACUAUUCUUGGUACAAUAUUUGCUGGUGGCUCCGCAGGAAUUACGAACUGGUUAAUUGGCAUGCCCGCCGACGUAUUAAAAAGUCGUUUACAAACAGCUCCUGCAGGUACAUAUCCAAAUGGUUUAAGGGACGUCUUUGCGCACUUAAUGAGAACAGAAGGUGUAUUUGCCUUAUACAAGGGUAUUGUUCCGGUUCUACUGAGGGCGUUUCCUGCGAAUGCUGCAUGCUUUGUUGGCUUUGAACUGUGUAAAAAGUUUAUAAAUUAUGUGAAAUCGUAUAAUGAUAAAUAGUGUAUAAGCAAAUUUUAUAGUGGAAAUGUUAACUUUUAAUAUUAUAUUGGUUUUAAAUAUAUUUUAUUAUGCAUGUA